AUGGAAGUGACUGUAGCAAGAACAUUACAGCUGCAUAGGUGCAGCAUGGAUACUUGUUUGAUCCAGACGAAGAGUGGAAGGAUGAAAUGCAAGAGACACACACCAUUUCAAGUCAGCCCAGUGGACUAUGUUCAAGAGAAUGGAGAAUGGGGAGUUACUCAACACAAUACUUCACUGAAUGCCUGGAAUCCUUCAGUAUCAAGGAUGAUGAGAUGCAAUCACAAUGUCAAGAUCAUCAUGAAUGGAGAAGAUACAAAAGAUGUCACCUUUUACAUUGCAAAUUACACAGCAAAGAAACAAGGAAAAAGUUACAACCUUAUGGGGCUGCUUCCCAGCAAGCUUCAAUACCAUUUUGAAGACACAGAACAAGCAGCUUCCCAAUGUGUCAUGUAUUUGAUGGGAUGGGGAGAUGUAUACCAAUCCCAUCACUAUGUUGCUCUUCAUUGCAGCUGCAUUGUAGCAGAGCUGUACUGA
Messenger RNA from Dacryopinax primogenitus, 474 nucleotides. RefSeq lists its product as uncharacterized. The transcript is spliced from 2 exons. NCBI's taxonomy places the organism in Eukaryota, Fungi, Basidiomycota, Dacrymycetes, Dacrymycetales, Dacrymycetaceae. Bases 1 to 474 code for a protein of 157 amino acids. The record is from RefSeq and is a predicted model, not a curated record.